AGCUAUAGCAUUCUAUUUUGUUCAAAUGUAAAAGAGACAUAAAAUUUGUAGUAAUUACACCUCACUUUAGAAGAACUCAUCAUUAUUUAGCACCAUUAAAGAUUUAAUGGUAUUUCAUCUUCAAUCUUGGCCAAACCCAGUUACCACUAUCCUGUUUGAGAAAUCUCAAUUUAGAUGAGAAUAUGGCUUAUUGUAAGACAUUUUUCAUCUUUUUCAACAUCCAAUCUCUCUUCUUCAAAACUCACUCAUCUUCUUCAAGUUUGCAGCAACUCAAGAGCAUUAGCUCAAGCCAAACAAACCCACCUGCAAGUUAUACAACAUGGAAUGCAUCAUGAACCUUAUGUUACCACCAAAUUGGUUCAAACAUAUGCUGAAUGUGAUCAUCUGGGGUAUGCCCGGAAACUGUUCGAUGAAUUGCCUGAACCAAAUGUUUUUGCUUGGACUGCUCUCCUUGCAUUUUACUCAAGAAAUGGACUUUUUAUCGAGUGUUUGCAGGUUUAUGGUGCAAUGAGAUUUAUGGGUGUGUUGCCUGACCAGUAUGUUUUUCCUAAGAUUUUGAGAGCAUGUGCUCAAUUGUCAACACUUAAAACAGGGGCAAUGGUUCAUAAAGAGGUUAUUGUAUGUGGAGUUGAGUUAAAUUUGCAGGUUUGUAGUUCUUUGAUUGACAUGUACUCGAAAUGUGGGGAGGUUGAUAAUGCUAGGCGGGUUUUCGAUAGCUUGGCCGUAAGAGAUUUGCUGUCUUGGAAUGCAAUGAUCUCUGGAUAUGUGGCUAAUGGGUUUCUAGAGUUGGCAUUGGAGUUAUAUGGGUCAAUGAGAGUGAAGGGUACUGAACCUGAUUUAGUCACAUUGAAUUCUGUAAUGGAUGCUUAUUGUCAAAUGGGUUUAUGUGAUGAAGCUCUCGAGGUUUUUGGGCAGAUUGCACGACCGAGUGUUGUGUCUUGGACAACAUUAAUGUCUGGCUAUUCAAGGAUUGGAAAUCAUGAGGCAUCCUUGGGCAUGUUUAGAGAUAUGGUGAAGUUUAUGGUUGAUAUACCUGAUUUAGAUUCUUUGUCUAGUGCAAUGGUAUCUUGUCGACAUUUAAGGGCUCUAAGAAAUGGUCAAGAAAUUCAUGUAUAUGGAUUAAAAACUCAUUCUCGUUCUCUAUUCUAUAAGUCCUGUGGACCUGCAUUGUUAACGAUGUACUCUAAGUGCAGUCGAGUUUAUGAUAUGAGAAAUGUGUUUGAGUUGAUGGACAAAUCUGACGUAGUCACUUGGAAUGCGAUGAUACUUGGCCUGGCUGAUCUUUCAAUGGGACAUUCAGCACUUGAAACCUUCAGUAUGAUGCAAAUUAUGGGCGUCAAGAAUGACCAGACCACGAUAUCAACAAUCUUGCCCAUUUGUGAUCUGAAGCCUGGCAAACAAAUUCAUGCCUACAUUCUUAGGAACAACUUAGGUUCAGUGGUUCCUGUUUUGAAUGCUUUGAUCAGCAUGUACUGUAAAUGCGGAUCUAUACAUUCUGCUAAACUAAUAUUCUCCAACAUGACCAUGAAAGAUUUAGUUACAUGGAACACGAUGAUUGGAGGGUUUGCAAUGCACGGAAAAGGAGAGGCUGCUCUUCAAAUGCUUAACGAAAUGAUAUCUUCCGGUCUUUCCCCUAACUCUGUAACCUUAACGUCAGUUCUGUCAGCUUGUAAUCACUCUGGUCUUAUUAAUGAAGGGCUUGAGGCCUUUUAUGGCAUGAGUAGAGACUUUGGCUUGGUUCCUAAAAUGGAGCAUUUUGCUUGUCUUGUUGAUAUGCUAGCUCGUGCUGGUCAGCUCAAUGAGGCCCUUGAUAUUGUCAUGAAAAUGCCAAUAAUGCCUGACAAGCAUAUAUGGGGGACUAUUUUAGCUGCUAGUCAAGUGCAGCAGAAUCUGGUGGUUGCUAUCUUGGCUGCGGAAAAUCUUGUUAGCUUAGAACCCGAAAAUGCUGGACAUUAUGUAACACUGUCGAAUAUAUACACAGAUGAUGGAAGGUGGGAUGAUGCAAUGAAGGUAAGAAGGUUGAUGGAAAGUAGAGGAUUGAUGAAAGCAAAAGGAAGUAGUUGGAUUGAAGGAGAAAACUGAGGAUAUAUUUUGCAGACAUAUUGAGUUUGUAAUUGUCACAAAAUAUGCUGUCACGUUUUCUCUGAGUUAUGCCAGCAAAAUUUGCAACAACAUUAGUUGAAGUGAAUACAGUAUAAAAUUUUCCAGGACACUUUUAACCGUUAUGUAGGCUAAUGCACUUUUUGUUUUUAUAUUUAUUUUUUUAAGAAUCUAGGCUAAUGCACUAAGUAGGACUGUAAUGUAGGAUAAGCAAGGCAUUAGUUGGGGGAGAACAAUAAAUGAUGAGAUAAUUAUUAAACGUUUAAUGACUCAUGUGUGAGGGUAGUUAAAAAACAUUAUUAAUUUUGUGUUGAGUGCAUAAACCUUAAGCUGUGUAGAGUAGAAACAAUUUUACGGUUUAUAGACUCACAAGCUUAACGUUCACCGUAAAUACUCCGAGCCACCAGACCAUGUAGUACCCCGAGCCACCGGACUAUAUAGUACUCACAAUCUUGACGUGCACCCUAAAUCAAUUUUUUUUUUAAUUAUAUUUUAAAUCUCACGGUAGAAAGCCUAAUUUUAACUCUCUUUAGUUGGGUUUUGUCAAAAUCCACUAAGCUCAAUUAUAUAAAUUUAACUAGGUUAGGUCCCGUGCCAUGCACGGUUAU
Molecule: messenger RNA, 2708 nt
Organism: Chenopodium quinoa (quinoa)
Lineage: Eukaryota; Viridiplantae; Streptophyta; Magnoliopsida; Caryophyllales; Amaranthaceae
Product: pentatricopeptide repeat-containing protein At2g03380, mitochondrial-like
Exons: 1
Coding region: 175-2082 (635 amino acids)
Biological process (GO): RNA modification
Molecular function (GO): RNA binding; protein binding
Source: RefSeq, a predicted model, not a curated record